Molecule: messenger RNA, 1356 nt
Organism: Pangasianodon hypophthalmus (striped catfish)
Lineage: Eukaryota; Metazoa; Chordata; Actinopteri; Siluriformes; Pangasiidae
Gene: ftsj1
Product: FtsJ RNA 2'-O-methyltransferase 1
Exons: 11
Coding region: 212-1174 (320 amino acids)
Biological process (GO): cytoplasmic translation; tRNA methylation
Cellular component (GO): cytoplasm
Molecular function (GO): tRNA methyltransferase activity
Source: RefSeq, a predicted model, not a curated record
GUAUCCUAACUGUAAAUUAUAUUAAAGUAGAAGGAAGUUGGUUUAUCACCUUCUUUUUUAUCACCUUCCGGUUGCUUGGUUAGCAGCGGUUAGCUUUAGCUAGGCUACUUAAUUAGCCUGCUUGCUAACUCGCUAAUUACAUAGAGGUACAUGGUGAGCUAUCUGUCUGUGUGUUUACACUGUCUUCGACUAAAAGGACUCUUGACGAAACAUGGGCCGCUCCUCCAAAGACAAGCGCGAUAUUUACUACAGACUGGCUAAAGAGGAGGGCUGGAGAGCCAGGAGCGCCUUCAAACUGCUGCAGCUGGAUGAAGAGUUCAACCUGUUUAAAGGUGUGAGACGAGCGGUGGAUUUGUGUGCAGCUCCCGGCAGCUGGAGUCAGGUUCUGAGCCGCAAACUCCGAGGGAAAGAGUCGAGUGAAGAGGUGAAGAUUGUAGCAGUGGAUCUGCAGGCGAUGGCGCCUCUCCCCGGAGUCACACAGAUUCAGGGCGAUAUUACUAAGAUUUCCACAGCUCAGGAGAUUAUCAGGCACUUUGAGGGACAGGCUGCAGACUUGGUGGUGUGUGACGGUGCCCCUGAUGUUACGGGACUGCACGAUGUAGACGAGUACAUUCAAGCGCAGCUCCUUCUCGCCGCUCUGAAUAUCACAACCCACGUUCUAAAACCUGGAGGAAACUUUGUGGCGAAGAUCUUUCGAGGGAAGGAUGUAACGCUGCUUUAUUCUCAGCUCAAAAUCUUCUUUGGUACGGUGACCUGUGCCAAACCUCGCAGCAGCCGCAACUCCAGCAUUGAGGCGUUCGUGGUGUGUCAGAAUUAUUCACCCCCUGAAGGUUACGUCCCCAACAUGUCUAACCCACUGCUGGAUCACUCGUAUGAUGUGGAUUUUAACCAGCUUGAGGGACCUAACAGGAUAAUUGUUCCUUUUCUGGCGUGUGGAGACCUCAGUGCUUUCGACUCGGACAGGACCUACCCACUUCAGCUGGACCCUAAUAAGGAGUAUGAGUAUUUGCCGCCCACACAGCCUCCGAUUCGACCCCCAUAUCAGCAAGCCUGUCAUUUACGCAAAAACAACCUGCUGGCCAAAGAGGACUCGCCUUCUGCCCUGCUAGAUGGUGCUCUUUCCACCAUGAACCUUGGAGCUGAACAGGAAACUUCCCCACCUGAAACUCACUGAACACUAUUCAUUGUCUCAAAGACAUUUUAUUCAAAUUGAAUUCAUGGUCUGUGAAAGGUAUUUCAUUAAUUAAAUUUUUUUAGAUGGAUAUGAUUCAAUGCUAUAAAUAUCGAUGUGGAUAUCAUGGAUUUUAGUGAUCUUAAUGUUUUUAUGUUUUUCACAAUUAAACAUCUGAACCGUCA